ACAGUCAUUCCCCCCUUGGCAAAAAAGCAGCCUCAAGAUCCUUUCUCACUGAUUUUCAUUUUAUCUUAUUUUUUAAAAAUGUAUGAUUAUAAAUUAAAAUCAAUAGAUAAAAUGCAGCAUCAAAUCUGAUUAUAAUCCUGAAGCCCACCCCUUGAAUUUUUCCAUUAUCUCUUCGAUCUCUUUCUCAAAUUCAAUUGGAUUUGGAUCCCGAAGAAAGAAGAAAACCACCCAAUAAUCAUUGAAUUUUAUUUUAUUAUAUAUAUUGUUAAAUUUGAUUGAUUCGGUUGUGUAAAAACAACAAGGAAUUGAAGGGCGGGGAUGGAAAGAUUGUUAAUUAAUUCUAAAUCAAAGAGAGUUUAAGAAAUCAAAGGAUGCCAGGAUUAGCGCAAAGAAAUGAGCAAUAUAGUAGUGCUUCAUUCGGGUUUUGGUCUAAGCAUCGCGACGAUGUUAGCUACAAUCAACUUCAGAAGUUCUGGAGUGAGCUUCCAUUACAAGCUCGACAGGAGCUUCUUAGAAUUGAUAAACAAGCCCUUUUUGAGCAAGCUCGCAAGACUAUGUACUGCUCCAGAUGUAAUGGGCUACUGCUUGAACGGUUUUUACAGAUUGUCAUGCAUGGAAAAUCCUUGCAGCAGGAGGGUGUAGCUGGUAGCCUUCCUUACAACAGUUCAGGAGUCACAAAAAACCAUAGUGAUGGUGGAUGGAGUAUGACGAAUGGGUCACAAGAUGAAAUUCAAAAUCCAUCUGUCCAUCCUUGGGGAGGUUUGACAACAAACCGUGAUGGGUCACUGACACUUCUUGACUGCUAUUUGUGCUCAAAGUCGCUCAAGGGUCUCCAAAAUGUGUUUGAUAGUGCACGUGCAAGAGAGAGGGAACGUGAAUUGCUUUAUCCUGAUGCUUGUGGUGGGGGAGGUAGGGGUUGGAUUAGCCAAGGUAUUGCUAGUUAUGGAAGAGGUCAUGGAACAAGAGAAACAUGUGCCCUGCACACUGCCAGGCUUUCUUGUGAUACCUUGGUGGAUUUCUGGUCAGCUCUUGGAGAAGAAACUCAGCAAUCUCUUUUAAGAAUGAAGGAAGAAGAUUUCAUUGAGAGGCUCAUGUACAGGUUUGACAGCAAAAGGUUUUGCAGAGAUUGCAGAAGAAAUGUUAUCCGUGAGUUCAAGGGGCUGAAGGAACUAAAGCGCAUGCGUAGAGAACCUCGAUGCAGUAGUUGGUUUUGUGUUGCAGAUACAGCGUUUUUAUACGAGGUAUCUGAUGACACCAUCCAGGCUGAUUGGCGUCAAACUUUUGCCGACACAAUCGGAACUUACCACCACUUUGAAUGGGCAGUUGGAACUGGGGAAGGAAAAUCAGAUAUCUUGGAAUUUGAAAAUGUUGGCAUGAAUGGGAGUGUUCAAGUCAAUGGUUUGGAUCUUGAUGGCUUGAGUAUAUGUUAUAUCACUCUGAGGGCCUGGAAAUUUGAUGGCCGCUGUUCUGAGUUUUCUGCAAAAGCCCAUGCAUUAAAGGGCCAACAAUGUGUGCAUUGCAGGCUUGUAGUUGGAGAUGGUUAUGUUACAAUCACGGGGGGAGAAAGUAUUAGAAGUUUUUUUGAGCAUGCCGAAGAGGCAGAGGAAGAAGAGGAUGAUGAUUCCAUGGACAAGGAUGAAAAUGAGCUUGAUGGGGAAUGCCCACGUCCACAACAGCAUGCGAAGAGUCCUGAGCUUGCUCGAGAGUUUCUUCUUGAUGCAGCAACUGUUAUUUUUAAGGAACAGGUUGAAAAGGCAUUUCGGGAAGGAACAGCACGCCAGAAUGCACAUAGUAUCUUCGUUAGUCUUGCUGUUAAGCUGUUGGAAGAACGUGUUUAUGUUGCAUGCAAGGGAAUUAUUACUUUAGAAAAGCAGAUGAAGCUUCUUGAGGAAGAAGAGAAGGAAAAGCGUGAAGAAGAAGAACGCAAGGAGAGGAAAAGAACAAAAGAACGGGAGAAAAAGCUUAGGAGAAAGGAGAGACUGAAAGGAAAAGAAAGAGAGAGAGAGAAAAAAUCUGCUGAAAGUAUAACUCCUGUUUCUCCUAAUAUUGCAAAGGAAGAUUCUUCAUUAGCUGUCGAGGUUUUAGAAAAUAUUGCUAUUACUUGCAGAGACUCUGUGAGUGACACAGGAGAUAUUAGAGUGUCUGGACCUGGUUCUCCAGAUGUUCAAGCAGACCAGUUUUUAGAUGGGAAUUCCACUUCAAGUUUGCAGAAUCACUCUUUUGAUAGUUCUAAUGGAGAAGGUACAAAGAUAAAAGAUGGAAAUGACCCUUUUAUAAUGGAACAAUCAAAAUUUUCUCGUCGGAGAUUGAAAUUUCACAAGGAUAGUCAGCUCGAUCCGUUCACUAAAUGGUCUGAUCGAUGUUGGUUUGCUGUUGUUUCAGAAAGUGCUCCUGUUAAUAGAUCUGACAAACAUCAAAGUGAAAACUUUGAGGCUUCUUCGAGGAACUUCAAUGGAUUAAAUAGGCAAUCAAGGAUAAGCAACGCAAAGUCCAACGGUCGGAAUGGUAGUGUUAAGUAUACCGAGAAAUUUCGGUGUUCCAAUGGCUGGAGUGAUAGAUAUGACUUUUACUCCUGCAGCUGCAGCCAACACAAUGAACACAGAGCCAAGAUUGAGCCACAUGUGUCUGCAACUAGAGUUGGUCAAGAGCCCAAAUCUGUGAGCAAGACAGAAUCUAAGUUUGCUAUGUCCAAGCAGGUAUAUGGUGGUAACAAGUAUAAUCAACAAGUUCACAUGCGUGAAUAUUGUGGGAAGCUGAAACAUAAAAUUGUUUGCGGAAACAAUCCUACCGGUCGAGAUUCACUUCACUCUAAGAAAGUUUCGAAGCCCUCAGAAGCGCAUAAAAUGUACCCCCGAAGCAACUCUGAUACAUAUAUUACUUUGAGGUCAUCUACUUACAAUAAAGGGGAUGGGCCUGAUGAUAACUUUGUUAAUCCAUCCAGUAAGGCGUGCUCAAGUGAAGCUAGUGCAAAUUUGGGAGAAAUUGAUCAUGCGCGUAGCAAGGUUAAUACAUCAAGAAACUCCAACCUUGCAACAAAUAAUGACUGUCAUGUGGAAACACAGAAUCAAUGUUCUUCACUUAAUGCUGGGUGUGAGAAAGCUGGAAAUUUUCCUAACAGAAACCCUAGCUUGAAUGGUAUUCCUCAUACUAUGAUUAGUAGCACUUGUAAUUCUGAUAACUUCUCUUCAUGCAUUAGUGAAGGAGAUAGCAAUACCUCCUCUUCACAUCAUGGAAAUUUGGGAUCUUCGUCAACAUCAGAUUCUGAAGACGCCUGUCAACAAUCAGAUAGGAGAGAGACUUCAAUCUGCAUUCAAAAUGGCUUCUCUGAGUUUCAGGUGAAAGGAAUGGAUAAAAAGCAGGAAGUCAAUAGAGGGGUUGAUCCGGAAAGGCAGGCAUUGUUUGGACAUCCACCAGAUGGUCCUGGGAACAAAGCUCCCGGAAAUCCGCCUACAAAAACUGCUGAAAAUUCUGAUAAUGGAAAACCAACUGCCUUUAUGGGUUCUCAGCAUCAAGGCAUGUUUGCAUCAGUGCAUAGCCAACAUGUACAAUUUCCAGUGUACCAAGCUCCUUCAACCAUGAGUUACCACCAUCAGAAUCCUGUUUCGUGUCUAGCAACUCCAUCUAAUGGUUUAGUGCCUUUCCCUCCUCCAAACCCAUAUCUUUAUACCGGCCCUCUUGGCUAUGGUCUAAACGGAAACUCACAUUUAUGCAUGUCAUACGGCACUCUGCAGCAUUUAGCUGCUCCACCGUUUAACCCCUGUCACGUUCCAGUUUAUCAGCCAGUUUUGGAGGCCAGUGGCUUGUAUGCAGAGGAACGAACCCAGAUUCCCAAGUCUUGUACAACAAUUGAAGCUUUCACCGAAUGUAACCCACAGAAGGUUGUUCCUGGCAGGCUGCAUGCUACAGAACAAGCAGCAAAUAGAGAAGGUAGGCAAAACGAUGACACUAGCUUUUCCUUGUUCCAUUUUGGUGGGCCUGUGGCUCUUUCAACAGGAUGCAAAUCUAAUCCUGUACCUUUGAAAGAUGAGAUUGUGGAAGAAAUUUCUUCCCAGUUUUCAGCGGAUCAUGGUUGCAAUAAAAAGGAGUCUACAGUUGAACAGUACAAUUUGUUUGCAGCGAGUAAUGGGAUAAGGUUUUCCUUCUGAUGAUACAGUGGUUGAGGUACCUACCUUCUUUCCCAGGGUUUUCGAGACUACUUUAUAACUAGGUAUAUACAAUAAUCUAAAAUCUAAGUUUAGCUUAUAGUUUCUUAGUAGAUUGUUUACCCUAUGUGUGUUAUUUUCUUUAUUGAAUGUAGAGAAAA
Molecule: messenger RNA, 4303 nt
Organism: Hibiscus syriacus
Lineage: Eukaryota; Viridiplantae; Streptophyta; Magnoliopsida; Malvales; Malvaceae
Source: RefSeq, a predicted model, not a curated record